This is a messenger RNA of Microthlaspi erraticum, 1296 nucleotides long. The record is from the annotation of a GenBank genome assembly. Lineage: Eukaryota; Viridiplantae; Streptophyta; Magnoliopsida; Brassicales; Brassicaceae.
AUGGUUAUGAAAACGACGUCGAAGAGUUAUUCUGUGGCAGCAGUUGCCUUGAUCGUCGGUCUGGUUUUGUAUCUUGUUCUCAUCUCCUCCGUUCCCGAUGACUCCGAACUUCAGUCGAUUCGUUCGCUACGUUUCUCUCAAGGCAUGUUACAACCAACAUGGGAGUCCAGAAGAAUCGCAAAGGCCCCUCAAGAGAUGACUUCAGCGACGAUCACAUGCGACCUAUCUCACGUUAACUACGAUGUCUGUUCAAUCAACGGCUCCUGUCAUCUAGACCCGAAAACCGGAACCUUCACACUCAUGGACCCCACAUUAACCACAUUUGUCGAGAAGAUCAGGCCAUACCCAAGAAAAGCAGAGGACUGGGUCAUGUCUACGAUCAAAGAGCUAACACUAACCUCAGGUCCAUUGACCCUGGUUCGAUCAUGUGACAUAACACAUGACUCGCCGGCGAUUGUGUUCAGCGCCGGAGGUUACACCGGAAGCAUCUACCACGACUUCAUCGACGGUUUCAUUCCGCUUUUCAUGACCGCCAAUUCGUAUUUUCCCGAUCGUGAUGUUAUCCUCGUGGUGGUGAAUCCUAAGGAGUGGUGGAUGCCAAAAUACAUCGAUCUUUUAGGUGCGUUUAGCAAACACAAAACCAUAUUGUUAUUAGACAAAGAAAAUGCUUCUUCUAUCACACAUUGCUUCCCUUCAGCUGUUGUGGGCCUUAUUUCACAUGAGCCCAUGACAAAAGACCCAACCCAAGUAUCCAAUUCCAAAUCAUUAGUGGACUUCCACAACUUGUUAGACACAGCCUUCUUCUUCAACACAAGCCUCUCCACUAAUAAGCCUCGUCUCAUAUUAGUCAGUCGAUAUGGCAACAUUGGUCGUGUGAUAUUAAACGAGAAGGAGACCAGAGAGAUGCUUGAAGAUGUUGGGUUCGAGGUAAUCACAUUUAGACCAACGAAACAGACGAGUAUGAGAGAAGCGUAUAAACUUAUGAAGUCGAGCCACGAGCCACGGGAUGGUUGGGGUUGGGCCGCUAAAACGUGCUAUGAAUCGCCGGCUAAGGCGAUGAAGUUGGAGUAUAUUGAGUAUCGGGUGAAUGUUGAAGAGAGUAGUUUGGUAGAUAAGUAUAGUAGAGAUGAUUUGGUUUUGAAAGAUCCUAUAGCUUUUAGAGGAAUGGAUUGGAAUGUGACUAGAAUGAAGGUUUAUUUGAAAGAGCAAGAUGUUAGACUCGAUGUGAAUAGGUUUAGGAAAUAUAUGAACAAAGCAUACAUGAAAGCUAAAUCUUUUAUGGAGAUGAACGGUUGA